Messenger RNA from Cladophialophora bantiana CBS 173.52, 525 nucleotides. RefSeq lists its product as uncharacterized. The transcript has a single exon. Bases 1 to 525 code for a protein of 174 amino acids. NCBI's taxonomy places the organism in Eukaryota, Fungi, Ascomycota, Eurotiomycetes, Chaetothyriales, Herpotrichiellaceae. The record is from RefSeq and is a predicted model, not a curated record.
AUGUCCCCUCCUCAAGACGACGGGCGUGAAGCUCCCCCAGCAGCCCUACAAAUGCUACAACUGUCAGAACAGGCUUUCGGGCUCGAACCUUCGGCCUGUAUCGUCACGAGGAUGCUCCUCUUCGUCGACUGGAAGCUUAGAUUCCAACUCAUCGGGCUCCUCUAUCACGCCACCGUCCUCUCCGAUGUCUCGAGUACCUUCCAAGGUCGCCGCCCCUCUUCCAGGAGUAGCUCGACAGCCUGCAGAAUGUGGGGAGUUAGGACACAGAUUCAGUCGAUCAACAUCAUUCUCCUCCAAGGGAUUUCGUUUCUCGUGUACCUCAUCUUCGCACUACCCGACGCCCCAUUACAUGGGCUUGCCGACGUAUCUACCUCACCAGGAUCACCCUUGUCCGCCUUGUCAAUUGGAAGAAUUCCGCAUGAAGGCAGACAGAGACGCCAUUGCAUCGGCACGGGCGCAAUAUCCUCACCUCACAUGCGAGAUGCUGGUAAGAGAUGGGCGAAGGUGGGAAGAGUGGCAGACUAA